Molecule: messenger RNA, 1099 nt
Organism: Cynoglossus semilaevis (tongue sole)
Lineage: Eukaryota; Metazoa; Chordata; Actinopteri; Pleuronectiformes; Cynoglossidae
Product: olfactory receptor 4D1-like
Exons: 1
Coding region: 24-1031 (335 amino acids)
Biological process (GO): G protein-coupled receptor signaling pathway; detection of chemical stimulus involved in sensory perception of smell
Cellular component (GO): membrane
Molecular function (GO): olfactory receptor activity; odorant binding; G protein-coupled receptor activity
Source: RefSeq, a predicted model, not a curated record
UUGAGUGAGUGACACGAACCUGGAUGUGUGUUUUCUAUCAUCUGAAAUGUGUUUCUGUGUGUGACUGUUGUUGCUGUACAGCAGAGACGAUGAAGAUCCUGUUAAACUCCACUCAGGUGUCUUAUUUCACCCUAGGAGGCUACAGUGAUACAGGAAUCCUAAAAUACCUGUAUUUUAUGUUGGUCUUUAUUUUUUAUGUUUCCAUCAUUGUCUCCAACGUGCUGUUGAUUGUUGUCAUCUGUAUGAACAGGAGUCUACAUGAACCUAUGUACCUGUUUCUGUGCAGCCUGUUUGUUGGUGAACUGUAUGGAGCCACAUCUUUGUUUCCACUCUUACUUAUCCAGAUUCUUGCUGAUGUCAACACUGUCUCUGCAUCCUACUGCCUGCUGCAGGUUUUCUGCCUCUACUCCUACGGCGGUGUGGAGUUCUUUACCUUGGCUAUGAUGUCUUACGACCGUUACCUGGCCAUCUGUCACCCUUUGCAGUACAACACACGCAUGACGUCCUCUAAGACCCUCGGUCUAAUUGCCCUAUGCUGGAUUUAUCCAUUCCUGAACAACAUCCUCAUUGUGUACGGUCUGACUGCUCCUCUGCAGCUCUGCAGCAAUGUCAUUAACAAAAUUUACUGCGACAACUUCUACAUCGUCAGAUUAGCCUGCUCCGACACCACCGUCAACAACAUCUUUGGCCUGACUCACAUGUUCACCGUCAUCUUCAGCCUCAUCCUGCUGGUCCUUUACACCUACAUGCGGAUUCUGAAGGUCUGUUUGUCUGGAUCCAAACACGCCAGGCAAAAGGCCUUAAACACUUGCCUUCCUCAUCUGGCCUCGUUGUUCAACUUCUCCUGUGGAGCCUUCUUUGAGAUCGUUCAGAGCAGGUUUGACCUGAGUCAUUUACCCACCACUGCAAGGAUCAUUCUGUCAAUAUACUGGCUCACGUGUCAGCCCCUCAUCAACCCUAUGGUCUAUGGUCUCCAACUGUCCAAGAUACGUAUCAUUUACAAAAACCUGCUGUUUGGCACAAAAAUGUGAAGGUUUGGGGUUUUAAUCUGUUCUAUUCACUGAUAAAGGGCAAAAAAAAACAAUCCUUUGAGGCAGGG